Molecule: messenger RNA, 603 nt
Organism: Mucor mucedo
Lineage: Eukaryota; Fungi; Mucoromycota; Mucoromycetes; Mucorales; Mucoraceae
Exons: 7
Coding region: 1-603 (200 amino acids)
Source: RefSeq, a predicted model, not a curated record
AUGAGACAGAAAUUCAAUGGUGGUGAAGAUACGAACACCAUUAUGGAACAAGCGACUUUUCUUCUUUUUUCGUGUGAGAUACAAAGAUCGUGUAUGUUUAUCCGACUUCUUGUAGCAUCCUGUUGGUUAUCAAAGUCCAUUGACAAACGUGGUAAUGAGCACGUUCUGUUCCACUUGAACCACCAAACGAUAAGUAACGAAGAAAGAAAAGUUGUUACUAACAUUGCCGUCAUUGUUAUAAUUGUGGGAUUGUUGAAAAUGGCGAAACAUUUAGCGAAUAUUUUAGGGAACUCUGGUAUUACUACUCCAGUAGGUAAGUGUACAAUCAUAGACGGAUGGCUACCCACUACCGGUAAAUGGAAUGAAGGAGGUAUAUUUAAGGGUUCAGAUUCCAAUUUGUAUUUCCACAAUGUGGAUCCUCGUCUUUCUCAGAUAGAUGCAAUGAAUCAGGGAAUUAUAGGUUUUAGAUCUGGAUUUUUAUUAUUCAAUUGGAUGGAUACUCGUACACGGGUAUAUCUACCCAGAUUUGAAUGGAUAAAUACUCCCAAACAACCAUUGAACCUUUCGAUUGCAACUAUUCGGUUUACAUUCAUCUCAAUUUGA